AUGCCGCGCUCCGUCGUCUCUCGCAUAGAAGACCCAUCGAAUGAUAAUCUGGAAGAAAUCGUGGAUCUGUUAGCAUACACUAACACAGACCAGUGGGUCAAUUCGAUGGUGGGAGGAGAUCAGACCCUACUACCGGAAAUGUUUCGUGCCAUGGUGCGAGCGGCGCUGCUCGACGGUGAGGUGCACGUCGUUGAGGAUGGUAUAGAUGAAACUGGUAGAGCAGAGGUUUGUUCAGUUGGAAGAUGGUUCGGGACGUACAGGAAAUGCUGGGAUACGGAAGCACAGCGUGCCUUGGGAUUUGACAAGUUCCUAGGCCACGUAUCGCCCAGGAGCAAGAAAUCGCUGAAAGAAGUCUACUCGUUCUCAUACAACGAGUUGUUUUAUCAAGUCCUGAGAAAAGAGAAGGAAGGAAGUUGCUGGGCCAUGGCGAUGGACGCCAUACACGGACAAAAAGGAUUCGGAAGAGCAAUCGUCGAUACCAUGUACCAGAAGGCCAUCGCUGAUAACAUGGUCAUCACAGGGGGAACAUCCGGCCAAGAAUACGUACGUCUGCGGAUAGGCCUGACGGAUACGCAGCCUGCUAACUCGUUGUGA
Molecule: messenger RNA, 594 nt
Organism: Heterobasidion irregulare TC 32-1
Lineage: Eukaryota; Fungi; Basidiomycota; Agaricomycetes; Russulales; Bondarzewiaceae
Exons: 6
Coding region: 1-594 (197 amino acids)
Source: RefSeq, a predicted model, not a curated record